AAAAGGUUGGACUCUAAAUUCGCUGAAAAGGAUCAGAUUUUAAGAGUGAAAAAGUUGAAAGUUACCUUUUUCCAACUAACAUUUGGAAUAAUUUAGGCAAACUCCGUCGGAACUCGCUGGAACAACCGCAGCAGUGGAUGUGAUUCAUAAGGGGGUUAAUUUUAUUGAUUGCAUGUUUCUGCAGCGGUGAAUGAAAAUCUCAUAGUUCAUUCACUUUUUGUUGGCUCCUGGUGCACUGGAAAGGAUUGAACUGACGAAAAGCAAGUGACUAACGAAUUGAUUUAAGCAAAAAGCUAGAAACUAUGGAUUUGAGGAACAAAGUAGCAUUGGUCACGGGAGCAGCAACAGGCCUGGGUCGAGCCUUCUGUGAGGAACUUUUGAAACAUGGCGCUAAGGUUUCCAUUUGUGAUCUUGACUCGGAUGCCGGUGAAUUGACAGCCAAGGAAUUGGAACACGAGUUUGGAGCCAACCGAGUCCUGUUUUGCCAUUGUGAUGUGACGGAUUAUAUUCAAUUUGAAGAGGCAUUCCAGUAUACCAAGUCCGUCUUUCAUGACAUCGACAUAGUGAUCAACAAUGCAGAAAUUAUGAACGAUAAAUUUUGGGAGCUCGAGGUGGACGUGAAUUUGAACGGAGCCAUCCGUGGAACAUUACUCGCACAGCAGUUCCUUAGUAAGGAUAAGGGUGGUAAGGGAGGAGUGCUGGUGAAUAUUGGAUCCGCCGUGAGUGUAAAACCCCAACUUUCGACCCCCAUUUACACCGCCACAAAGCACGCGAUCCUCGGAUUAACCAAAUCCUGCGGAGAUCCAUACCACUACAAUAUAACUAACAUCAGAACCAUAGCGUACUGCCCUGGGCCAAUCGAGAACUCGUUUUCCCACAACAAACGGUUCAGCUCACCUGCGCACGAGAAGGCAUGGAAACUGGACAUGUCCGGAGUACAGUUUCAGAAAUUGGAGCACGUGGCACGCGAGCUGAUGCCACUGAUCAAAAACGCUCCCACCGGAUCCAUUUGGUUGGUAAGCAGCGGUAAACAGCCAAAGGAAAUAUCCUACAGCAGUAUUUAAAUUUUCCCUGCAUUGAAGCUAGGAACAACCGAACACAAAGUAUUCUACCAACUAAUCAAAUAAUUUCAUACAUAAAUGAAUUCUUAAUUAGCUAUGGAAUCAUCUCUUAACAGUAACUCGUAACUCAUCAUGACAGUAAGCAUUAUUUACCACUUAACGAUAGGCCGUUAACUUUAAGGCUGCUAACAUGACAAAAAACUAAUAACAUUAAUGUCUCCUAUUCCGUACACAACUCGCUUUGUAUUAACUACAUCAAACCAUCAAUGUAGCGUAUAAGAAAUGACGAAAGAAAAUCAAUUUUGUAUGACACGAUUGGUUUGUAAAAUCAAACACAUAAAACGGCUAUCCAUACUGAAAGCAUACAAAGAACAUAUAUUUAUAACAAAACUAUACUAAAGUAAGUAUUGAAAUCAUCAUUAUCGCUUUUGGUAAGAACAAUUUAGCAAUAAACUGUGAAAGGAAUAAACAUAAAAGUUAA
Messenger RNA from Ochlerotatus camptorhynchus, 1542 nucleotides. Its product is annotated as 15-hydroxyprostaglandin dehydrogenase [NAD(+)]-like. The coding region runs from base 303 to 1064 and encodes 253 amino acids. The transcript has 4 exons. The record is from RefSeq and is a predicted model, not a curated record. Gene Ontology annotation, cellular component: cytoplasm. NCBI's taxonomy places the organism in Eukaryota, Metazoa, Arthropoda, Insecta, Diptera, Culicidae. Gene Ontology annotation, molecular function: oxidoreductase activity, acting on the CH-OH group of donors, NAD or NADP as acceptor.